Lathyrus sativus (Indian pea) is the source of this 267-nucleotide messenger RNA. NCBI's taxonomy places the organism in Eukaryota, Viridiplantae, Streptophyta, Magnoliopsida, Fabales, Fabaceae. The record is from the annotation of a GenBank genome assembly.
AUGCGAAAGCAGUUAAAGCACAUAAAAACCAACGACACAUGCAGGGAGACUCAGAUUCGAAGAGGAAGUGAAGGACAAGAUUUACCUCUUGGAGAACAAACCUCUGAUGGUGCUCAGUUUUGUGUGCUUUCCAUGAGGACAAUGAGAAAACUCAAUGGUAAGCAUGGCAUUGGUGUCUUAACAGAAGGGGUCUGGAUGCAACGAACUUGGAACGAAUUGUGGAGCUGGCUUCUUGGAGCUUGGCUUGACACGAGACAUGGAGUUUGA